Molecule: messenger RNA, 4656 nt
Organism: Acanthoscelides obtectus
Lineage: Eukaryota; Metazoa; Arthropoda; Insecta; Coleoptera; Chrysomelidae
Source: the annotation of a GenBank genome assembly
UAUUUUGACGUUUAUGGUUGAUUAUGAUUAGAGCUGAGUGGUGUCCGUUCAAUUCUCAAUUUAUUUUUUAUAUAAAAUAAGUGAACUAUGCAGUGAUUCACUAAUUAUUAAACCCUACCAUUUAAUAAACAAAUUAUCUCAACUCAUUUUGUAUAUUAUGAGAAACUGGCGGACGAUGUUAAUACAAGUCAUUAGUGGAGUGAUACUGCUUUAACAAUGAGAAAAACAAAGUGUUUUAGGCGUAAAAAAGGCUACAUGGACCAUGAAUUGAGCUGUAGCACAUCUAAGUGCACAAAUAGUUUGUAGGAUCAUUUAUGUUGCUUCAGUGUUUACUAAAAAGCUGGUUACAUGACUGUGAAUCAUUCACAAGUUGUAACAAGAGCUCCUGCCCCUUUGCCCCGUUGUUCUUGUCUGGCCGCACAUUCCUCUUCUGUGAAUAUGGCCAGAGAUAAACUAACAAGGAAAUGGGAGGUAUUUCAGGGAAGGAACAGAUUCUAUUGCAAUGGAAGACUUAUGACUGCUCCAAACUCAGGAGUAUUCUUGCUCACUGUAUUCCUUAUUACAGUGACAAGCACACUGUUUUUUAUAUUUGACUGUAAAUAUUUGGCAGAAAAUGUGACAAUCGCUAUACCCAUUAUUGGAGGAUUAUUGUUUCUUUUUACAAUGUCAUCUUUAUUAAGGACAGGCCUUUCUGAUCCUGGAAUCAUUCCAAGGGCAACAUCUGAAGAAGCUGCUUAUGUUGAAAAGCAGAUAGAAGUAACAAAUUCAGCUAACAGUCCUACAUUUAGGCCUCCUCCUAGAACAAAAGAGGUGCUAGUAAAAGGCCAGACUGUGAAACUGAAAUAUUGUUUCACAUGUAAGAUAUUUAGGCCUCCAAGAGCUUCCCAUUGCAGUUUGUGUGACAACUGUGUUGAUAGAUUUGAUCAUCAUUGUCCAUGGGUGGGAAAUUGUGUGGGCAGAAGAAACUACAGAUUUUUCUACAUGUUCAUAGUUUCCUUAGCAUUUUUGGCAGUUUUUAUAUUCGCCUGUGCAGUUGCCCAUCUAAUUUUGAUAACAAAAGAGGAUAGACAAUUCUUAGAUGCCGUCAAGGAGUCUCCUCCUAGUAUAAUAGUAGCUAUAAUAUGCUUCUUUAGUGUCUGGAGCAUUAUUGGUUUAGCUGGAUUUCAUACAUACUUGACCACAAGUAAUCAGACCACAAAUGAAGAUAUAAAAGGGUCCUUUGCCAGUAAAAGGGGCCAAGAGAGCUUUAAUCCGUAUUCACAGGGUAAUGUGUGUCUGAACUGUUUCCACAUAUUGUGUGGACCUGUAACACCUUCUCUCAUUGACAGAAGAGGUAUAGUUACUGAAAGCUAUUCAGCAGAAAUAAAUGGAACAUCAACAUCUGAGGCUGUUCUGGCUCCAAAAUAUUAUGGGCCUAUCCAGAACGGGCCGCAACACAUAACUCCUAACUCCACUGAGCUGCCUGGGAUCUACCGCCAGACAACUGAAACCACCGAAAGUAACGCAGGUAGUGUGACACAUUUGGUGAUGAGUGAGCAACCACUGGCGGUGGCCAGCUCACUGCCGAAAGCCUCAGUUAGAGAAGAUGAGCAACAUUUCUCAAACCAUUCGCCUCUCUACAACAACAUUCCUCUGGGCAAAUCACACAGCUAUGCAGACAAUAUCAAUCAUCACUGCGACGAUAAGACACCACCCGACAUCACCAAGGAUGCUACAGUUAAGAUUGAAGAUUUGCAUCUGGAUCCCGUCAUAUUACAGGACAAAUCCAAAUUGGACGUACUGAAAUUCAACGAUUUGACAGUCGCCGAAAAGAAGAACAGUUUGCUAAGUGCAAGCAGGCUUCGGCUGUUGCAGGAUACAACGAUGAUCGAGAGUGCGCUGGAUUUGGACUCACUGGACGAUUCCAGUUUAGGGACUAACAGUCAAGCUGCUCUGAUGAAGGUUGUGUAAUAGGUGGAUACCUAUAAUAUAGCCAAGUAGACAACGACGGAUCCAGGGGGAAUCUUGGUCAUGAUCCCUCCCCACUGGGUGAAUCGAGAUCGACCACUGUUUUUGUCGCCCAAAUACAGUAUGGAAAUGUACUUCAAACUGACACGAAUUUGUAGCACCAAUUACAACAUUCAUUUGAAUUGCCACAAAACUAAUUUUAAUAACAUUAGAUGAGAACAACUUUGUCAUUCAGAAUUUCAUUUUCAUAUACUGAUGGCGUAUUCUGUCGGGAUUACAGUUUAACAUGAAAUUGAUUUAUAACUAACUUUUUAUUUGUAUAAAAUUUUGACAGACUUUUUCUUCAGAUUUUUGUCUUAUGAUCUACUAAUGACAUUAAAUGAGCACAUACAAUUUUUAGAUUUUUCAAAAAUUACGAGUACAAAAUACUGCUGUUGUGAACUUCCACAAGAAUAUACUGCAAUCUUUUUAGCUUUAGUUGAUGAGUCACAAGUAAUAAUACUCAUACAGUAUGGGCCGUCUGUAUGAUAGCUUUAACUGCUUUACAUGUAUGAAAACCCAUACUCAUUGCUAACCAAAGUUGAUAGCGCUCUAUAGUAUGUAUGUUUUUCUACUGUUCCUCUUUUUAGUUUGGUUAUAUGCAGCGUUUUUAGUUAAGGAGUCCCUACAAAUGUGUGAUUGGAUAAAAUAUUGAGUAUUUACAUAGAUUUUUCAAAUACUUUCAAAAAAAUAUAUAUAAAUUCCUAUAAAACUACACCUUUUAUACAAAAACGUCAAUGGAAUGAAUCAGCAGUAAAUAUAGAGAUUUCUCCUAUAAACAAAUAUUUUUUUGCUUUGUUGAAGGUGUUUGACAUAGUAGAAUAAAAAAAUCCAGUUUCCUGGAUUCGCCUGAUCUGUGAUUGACGUUUUUGCUUUCUACAACAUUUUUUGCGUUACCUCUACAGCAUAUUUCGAAUUGAGCCAUUGUAGGUUAUAGCUUCCUUUUGGAAUUUUUUUACUAAUAUAUUAGGUGAUCUGUGUUUAUAUUUAUUCCCACCAGUAUAUUUUUCGAUCAUAUAAUUGAAAACUGUGGUAAUAAAGGCCUAUGGAGAACUGAAAAUCAAAAUUACAGCAUUAAUUGGCAUCUUUUAUAACUUAGUUUGUAUUAGUAAUAUAUAUAUAUAUAAAAUGUCACUGUGCAAUUUAUACAUUCCACUUUUUUAUUUUGAUUCAUAUAUGAUGUUACAACUAAAGAAUUGAUUAUUGAUUGUUAUGAAGACUUCUCACAAUUCGGAAGCUCUAAAAAUAUUCUUUGUAUACUAUUUAGUUAUAUUUUCCUUAAGUGUGUAUGAAUUAGUAUCUUAUUGUAUAUUAUGCGAUAACAUAGAAUUAGUGAAAAUGACUAUUAGGCUUAGAUUAUGGAUUGACUUUAUGUAUCUAUUUAUUUAUUUUCAUAAGCUAUUCACUACUGGAAAAUAACCGAAGGGACUUUCUAAAUUAAAAGAACCAUACGAAAAUCUCAGGAAGUAUUUAGGAGAUUAGUAAUGUUUUAUAUCCUUACAUCUCUUUUCGUUUAUUAUUUCUCAUAGAUUACACAGCUAAUUUCAUUGAAACCUGGUACAUAAUGUCCAUUAUAAUUCGAUAACUUGUUCUUAUUCAAUAGUACAGUCUGCGAAAACCGAAAGUUCGCCCAUGUUGGCCUAACAGACAAGGUUAAACAUCGCUUUAAAAUAAAAUAAACUCAAAAUAACCAUCGAGGUCUUGUAAAGCGACGUUUAAACCUUAAUUUAGAUACGACCUCAAAAAUUACAAAUGAAUAUACACAUUUUUAGGGCUUUUCAGAGACAUUAAAUCGCUCAUAACUCGAAAAUGAUCCACUAUAGAGAAAAGUUAAUGGAACCUUUCUUGUUCGGAAAAAAUCUGAAAAAAAAUGUCCGGGCAAAAAAAUGUAAUUUAUUUAAAAAAAUUGUUACCGUGCGAGCAUAUUAAAUGCUUAAAAAUUCGUUUAACAUUUUUGAGGCCGCCUUGAUGAGUAUUUUGAGAUUAGUUUAAAGCAAUUUCAAGGUUUUUGUUUUUCAGGCCAAAAUUGGCGAAUUUUUGGUUUCCGCAGACUGUAGAAAUCAACAUUGAUUGUUGAAUUGUGGAGGUUUUAUUUUAUUUUGGAUUUUUCGAAGAGUCACCCCCCGGAUCAUUCUUGGGAAAAAGUGCGGAAGUCUCGCCGUCAUCCAUCAGUCUCAUCUUUAAAGACAAUUUAACUAUCAGCUAUCAGGAUUUGGUGGAUUGAACUAAAUGCAAUUUGUAUAGUCACAACAAUGGAUUGAACUAUAUUAACUAACUAACUAGGGUUCAGAAAUCGGCUGCAAGUCUGAACACUUUAGUUCUUAUAUUUUUUUGUGAACAAUAUUAAUGGUGGACACUUUAAACAUCACAUCUAUUAUUUAUUCAUCUGUACAUAAUUUGCAUAUAAUGGGAUGCUGUUGUAAAUAUCUUUCUCUCAAGGUGUUAUCUACGAUGAUGCAAAAUUUUAUUUAAAAUGUUGUAUAUUUUUGCUACAACUUCUUACAUCUUGUUAGACAAUAUUCAUUUGUAUGAUACAGUGAGCUUUAUUCACAUUAAAACUCCCAUUUAUGAGGUAUAAAUGUGUAUUGAGUAGGUGAUAUAUUUGUUAUAAAUUUUAUUGAUGGAAUUUAUAAAUAUUCCAACUAUAUGGAAGCAAUAAGUGUUAAAGAC